AUGCUUGAGGAAGCUCGUCGGGAGCAAAAGGAGAUGAGGAGUGAGAUCAAACAACUGACUCAGAGGUUGGAGAACUCAGAAAAACACCAGAAUAUGCAAGACAGUCAGAUAGCCCAGAUAGCUCAGUUCGUCUCGAGAGCACAGGGUACAUUCUCAAGGAAACCAGAUUUAAAUCCGGUGAAACAUUACAAUCGCAUUGAGCUGCGGAGUGGACGUAUUGUGGGAAACCCCCAAAUCAUGACUCAGAUGGAGCUUGACUCAGAAAAGGAACCCACUCCCCUAAUGCCCAAUCAAACGCAAAACAAGGAUGGAGAAGUGAUGUCGAAGUUCGCAAAAUUUUUAAAGGGAAUCUUAUCCAAUAGAAGACAGAAGGGCGACUUCAAGACUGUAGCACUGACAGAGAAUUUCAACGCCCUCCUUAUGGCGAAUCCUCCACCCAAGCUUCAGGACCCAGGAAGUUUCUCCAUACCGUGCAAAAUUGGUUCUGAACUUAUACCAAGAGCUUUCUGUGACUUGGGAGCCAGUGUCAGCCUGCUCCUGUACUCUUUAUGCAAGAAGUUGGGUUUCCAGAACAUUAAAUUGACCACGAUGGCACUGCAACUAGCUGACCAUUCAUGCAGGUACCCGAUGGGAAUAAUGGAGGAUGUGCUAGUUGAAGUAAGUGGAUGCAUAGUUCCUACAGAUUUCAUUAUCUUGGACAUGGAGGAAGAUCCCAAGAUACCGAUCAUCCUUGGAAGACCAUUCCUUGCCACGGCUGGAGCCAUCAUCGAUGGAAAUUCUCACAAAAUCAGCACAUACAAAGAAGGGGAGUACAGUCUCUAUGAGAGUUCCCCUCCAGCAAGCAGUAAGAAAUACAUCUGUCCUGCACGAGCGAAACUGAAGGCGUAG
Molecule: messenger RNA, 888 nt
Organism: Zingiber officinale
Lineage: Eukaryota; Viridiplantae; Streptophyta; Magnoliopsida; Zingiberales; Zingiberaceae
Exons: 3
Coding region: 1-888 (295 amino acids)
Source: RefSeq, a predicted model, not a curated record